Molecule: messenger RNA, 6333 nt
Organism: Tarenaya hassleriana
Lineage: Eukaryota; Viridiplantae; Streptophyta; Magnoliopsida; Brassicales; Cleomaceae
Product: histone acetyltransferase HAC1-like
Exons: 18
Coding region: 562-5673 (1703 amino acids)
Biological process (GO): positive regulation of transcription by RNA polymerase II
Cellular component (GO): transcription regulator complex; histone acetyltransferase complex
Molecular function (GO): chromatin DNA binding; zinc ion binding; transcription coactivator activity
Source: RefSeq, a predicted model, not a curated record
CCCAAAUCGAACGAGCCUUCGAAACGCCCAAAUCGAAAACUCCAAGCCCAGGACAGGAAUCCUUCCGAAUUGAAUUCCGUCGACAUUUUUUUUCUUCUUCCGUUGUCGGUUUUGGAAUCUCUUCCCAGAAUUGUUAACGUGCUCGAUCCCAAUUUUUCUUCUGUUCCCCACUCGGCUCGUGUGAGUUCACACGUGCGAUAUCGGCUGUUCACCGACUUUGUUUGCCCUUUCUUCGCCAUCUUGCUCAUUCGAUCAUCGUAAUCACCAUCAUCAAUUCCUGUCUGCGACUCAGUGAGGGCGAAAUUUCUCUGGGUUCUGCUCUUUGGUGCGAAGAUUGCUCAUUUCUGUACCUUGAACCUUCUUCUAGACAGUUCGCGGAGUGCUUAAUUGUGUGUGCUAUGUUGGUGCUGCUAUACUGAGAUCAUCAUCUGAAGAAUAGUUGAGAGCAGUGAGAUGAGCGUUGGGUGUUGUGACUGUUCGAGGACAGUACAGUUAUGCGGUGUUUGUUAGUGUUAGUUACAAGAAGAACUAGGAGAAGGCGACGGAGAUUGAAGAGGUAACAUGAAUGUUCAGGCUCAUAUGUCAGGACAGAUAUCUGGGCAGGUUCCCAAUCAGGGGACAAUGGCCCAGCAGAAUGGGAACUCCCAAAUGCAGAAUUCAGUUGGUGGUUCUGCUCUUUCAGCUGCUGGUGUCGGGCCUUCGCCUGGCUCUGUUGUUCCCAUGGACCAUGAGAUUUUGAAACUUCGACAGUACAUGCGAAGCAAGAUCUUCAACAUUUUACAGCAACGACAACCAUCUCCAGCUGAUGAUGCAUCGAAGGCGAAGUAUAUGGAUGUCGCUAGACGGCUAGAGGAGGGGCUGUUUAAAAUGGCUGUGACAAAGGAGGAUUACAUGAACCCACAAACCCUAGAAUCUCGUCUUACAAGCCUAAUCAAAGGCAGACAGUUCUACAAUCAGCGACAUGCUAAUUCUUCUUCUGUUGGAACAAUGAUACCUACUCCUGGAUUACCACACAGUAGGGGGAAUUCGAAUAUGAUGGUUACUUCAUCUAUAGAUACUGCCAUGGUUGGAAAUAAUAACAUUGCAACAUCUGCUAUGAACACUGGAAGUCUACUAGCUGCUAGCAGCAUGCAUGGAGGUAAUCUGUCUAAUGGAUACCAGCAGUCAUCAGGAAACUUUGGCCUUGGUGCUGGUGGGACCAUGGCAUCCAUGAGUAUGCAACGAAUGCCUAGCCAGAUGAUUCCUACUCCAGGAUUUGUCAACAAUGGUAAUAACAAUGGCAACAGUAGUGGGCAGUCUUACAUGAGUGUUGAAACUUCCAACAAUGGUGGCUUUUCUGCUGCUGAGCCUGCAAUGGUACCUCAACUGCAGCAGCAACAACAAAGACAGCAUUUUGGUGGCCAAAAUAGUCGUAUAUUGCACAACCUUGGUAGUCAAAAUCAAAUGGGUGCUGGAUUUAGGCCUGGCAUGCAACAAAAGUCGCCUGGUGUGGCAAAUAAUUCCUUGAGUAGUGGUAUGGGGAUGAAUUCAAAAAGUGUAGAUUCAAGUCUGUCUUACACCAACUCUCCCAGAAAUUUACAUCAGACUUUUGAUAACCUCCAACGCCCGGGAAUGCAUGGUGAAGGAUAUGGCGCAACCAAUCCCGACCCUUUUGGAUCUGGAAAUUUGUAUGGAGCUGUAACAUCUGCCGGGACAAUGACAAAUGCUCAGAACAUUAUUACACCAAAUUUGCACCCCGUAUCUAGAGCCAACUCUUCUCUGUCACAUAAACAGCAACAAUUUCAGCACCAGCCCAAUCAAUUUCAGCAACAGUCUAAUCAGUUUCAACAGCAGCAGCAGCAGCAAUUUCUUCAUCAACACCAACUAAAGCAGCAGAGCCAGCAGCAACAAAGAUUUAUUAGCAAUGAUGUUUCUGGGAAGCCUCAGGUGGCUUCUGACCUGGUUACUCAUGUUAAACAUGAAUCGGGGAUGGAGAACCCGAGUGAAGUUAUGCACUCCCUAGCAUCUGAGCAGUUCCAACUAUCUCAGUUCCAGAACCAGUUUCAGAACUCUGUGGAAGACUGUCCUGCUGGUCCUCAGCUUCUAUCUGUUCCAGCAACUCAGAAUGAUAUUUGCACAUCACUUCCUCAAAGUACUCAACAGAUUCAGCAGAUGCUGAAUCCACAAAAUUUGGGCUCAGGAUCCAUUCACAAUUAUAGCAACCUCUCGGUCCAACCAAAGUCAGAAUCAGGUCCGCACGGUCAGUGGCAAUCCCAGUCACAGGAAAAUAGUCAGAUGUCUUGUAGCAUGCCAAAUGAACAGAACAUUCAGGAGGAUUUCCGUCAAAGAAUGUCUGGAAUGGAUGAAGCUCAACCCAAUAAUCUCUCAUUGGAAGGAUCUAUUAUUGGUCAAAGUCAUGUUUCUCGUCCUACGUCUGAAUCUCAUAAUCCACAAAAUCCUACUGGAUCCACAGGUAGAUAUGGAAAUAUAAACCAAGAUCCCAGGUUCAAAAACCAACAGAGAUGGCUCCUGUUUCUGCGUCAUGCACGCUUCUGCAAAGCCCCCGAAGGGAAGUGCCAUGACCCGAACUGCAUUACUGUUCAGAAGUUAUGGGAACACUUGUACAGUUGUACUGUACCUCAAUGUCGGUAUCCGCGUUGCCAUCCCUCAAAGGUAUUGAUUAAUCACCAUAAGAAUUGCAAGGAUUCAGAAUGCCCCGUCUGCGUUCCUGUGAAGAAUUACUUGCAGCAACAGGCAAAUGCACGUGCCCUUGCACGUUUAAGAAACGAGAACAGUGCAGCAAUCAAAGUGAAUGGAGCUGGAAAGUCAAAUGAUCCAGGUGGAUCAAUUUCUGGUCCUCCGCCUAGUGCUGAUAUCUCAGACAAUUUGCAACCUUCAUUAAAACGGUUGAAAGUGGAGCAGUCUUUUCAACCUGUUGUUUCAGCAGUGGAAAAUUUCAAAAGCUCAGUUGAUUCAGUAAGAGAAGUGCAAUCACCACAGGAUGUUGAAAGAAAGGAUUACAGGCACAGCAAUGUCUGUGCACCAUCAAAGCUUGAUACCUUGGAAGUGAAAGUUGAAGUUUCUGAUGUUUCUGGUCAGGCAGGAUCUGGUUUCAAGGAGACAAAAAAUGAUAUCAGUGAGAAUAUUUCCAAGCAAAGGCCUGUCAGUGAAUCUGUUAAACAUGACAAGUGUGGUGGUUCUCCGAAGCAAGAAAUUUGUAAAAUUGAGAAGGAAACUGAAGCACCUAGGAAAGAAAAUUUGGUGGAGUCUCCUGAACGUGCGUCCAAGUCUGGAAAACCAACGAUAAAGGGUGUUUCGCUAACUGAAUUGUUCACUCCAGAGCAAGUAAGAGAACAUAUUCGUGGUCUUCGGCAAUGGGUUGGCCAGAGUAAAGCCAAAGCUGAAAAGCAUCAGGCGAUGGAGCAUUCGAUGAGUGAGAAUUCCUGCCAAUUAUGUGCUGUGGAGAAGCUUACCUUUGAGCCACCGCCUAUUUACUGUACCCCUUGUGGAUGCCGCAUCAAGAGAAAUGCAAAUUACUACACUGUCGGAGCUGGUGAUACUCGUCAUUACUUUUGUAUUCCCUGUUAUAAUGAUUCUCGUGGAGACACCAUACUCGCGGAAGGGACUGCUAUUCCUAAGGCCAGGCUUGAGAAAAAGAAAAAUGAUGAAGAGACUGAAGAAUGGUGGGUCCAAUGUGAUAAAUGUGAAGCCUGGCAGCAUCAAAUCUGUGCUUUGUUUAAUGGGCGACGGAAUGAUGGGGGACAAGCUGAGUAUACCUGCCCUUAUUGCUAUAUAGCAGAGGUGGAGCGUGUUGAGAGAGAGCCUUUACCUCAGAGCGCUGUUCUUGGAGCGAAAGACCUGCCAAGAACAAUACUCAGCGACCAUAUAGAGCAGCGGUUAUUUAGGAGGUUAAAGCACGAAAGAAUGGAGAGAGCCAGGAUUCAAGGAAAAAGCUAUGAUGAGAUUCCUAGUGCUGAAGCCCUUGUGAUUAGAGUUGUUUCCUCUGUUGACAAGAAGCUGGAAGUCAAACCCCGUUUCCUUGAAAUUUUUAAGGAGGAUAAUUACCCAACAGAAUUUCCUUAUAAGUCCAAGGUAGUUCUGUUGUUCCAGAAGAUUGAAGGUGUAGAAGUAUGCUUAUUUGGAAUGUAUGUCCAAGAGUUUGGAUCUGAAUGUUCUUUCCCAAAUCAGCGGCGUGUUUAUCUCUCCUAUUUGGAUUCUGUAAAGUACUUCAGACCUGACGUUAAAGCUUUCAGUGGAGAGGCUCUACGUACUUUUGUUUACCAUGAAAUUCUGAUUGGAUACCUUGAAUACUGCAAGUUGCGUGGUUUCACCAGCUGCUACAUAUGGGCUUGUCCACCGUUGAAAGGCGAGGAUUAUAUCUUAUAUUGUCAUCCUGAAAUUCAGAAGACACCAAAGUCUGACAAACUACGAGAGUGGUACUUAGCAAUGUUGAGGAAAGCUUCAAAGGAGGGCAUUGUAGUGGAAACUACAAAUCUAUACGAUCAUUUUUUCAUUCAAACCGGUGAAUGUAGAGCUAAAGUGACAGCGGCUAGGCUUCCAUAUUUUGACGGUGACUACUGGCCAGGUGCCGCAGAAGAUCUUAUAUACCAAAUGAGCCAAGAAGAAGAUGGCAGAAAGGGCAAUAAAAAAGGAAUACUUAAGAAAACCAUCACAAAAAGGGCUCUGAAAGCAUCUGGGCAGUCCGAUCUUUCUGGAAAUGCGUCCAAGGAUCUGCUGCUAAUGCAUAAACUUGGUGAGACCAUUCACCCGAUGAAGGAAGAUUUUAUCAUGGUUCACUUGCAGCACUGCUGCACUCAUUGUUGUAUAUUGAUGGUAUCUGGAAUUCGUUGGGUCUGCAGCCAGUGCAAAAAUUUCCAGAUAUGCGAGAAGUGCUAUGAGGUGGAACAGAAACGCGAGGACAGAGAACGACAUCCUGUUAAUCAGAAGGAUAAACACACACUGUAUCCUGUUGAGAUUACCGAUGUUAAUGGAGAUACCAAGGACAAAGAUGAGAUACUUGAAAGUGAAUUUUUUGACACAAGGCAAGCAUUCCUGAGUCUUUGUCAAGGGAACCAUUAUCAGUACGACACACUAAGGCGGGCAAAACAUUCUUCGAUGAUGGUGCUUUAUCAUCUACAUAACCCAACUGCUCCUGCCUUUGUCACAACAUGCAAUGCAUGUCACCUCGACAUUGAAACUGGUCAAGGCUGGCGCUGUGAAGUUUGCCCUGACUAUGAUGUGUGUAACGCUUGUUACAACAAAGAUGGUGGAACUAAUCAUCCUCAUAAACUGACAAACCAUCCAUCUCUGGCUGAUCAAAACGCUCAGAACAAAGAAGCAAGACAAUUGCGGGUCUUGCAGCUAAGAAAAAUGCUCGACCUUCUGGUACAUGCGUCACAAUGCCGUUCCCCGCAUUGCCAAUACCCGAAUUGCCGCAAAGUGAAGGGGCUAUUCCGCCAUGGCAUACAAUGCAAAGUACGUGCUUCGGGAGGUUGUGUUCUUUGCAAGAAAAUGUGGUAUCUCCUGCAACUCCAUGCCCGGGCCUGCAAAGAAUCCAAGUGUCAUGUGCCUCGUUGCAGAGAUCUGAAAGAGCAUCUGAGAAGGUUGCAGCAGCAAUCAGAUUCACGGCGCAGAGCUGCCGUGAUGGAGAUGAUGAGACAACGAGCCGCCGAAGUUGCUGGAAACUCCAGCUGAUCACUUUAUACAUUUAACAUUCCAUUUGGGAUCAUCAAAGCAAAAGCGCAUCUCUAUUGUUCUUGCAAGGGUAGAGGACAAUUACAGGCUGUGUCGCCGAGCUCCACUGAGAUCUUACUCUCUGGAAAAAAGAACAAAUGCUUGGCCAUGUUACACGGGAGGAAGAAGAAAGAGCAUGGAGAAGGAGGAAAGUAGGCCACGAUAACUUAGGUUCAAAGUUAACAGUGAUGGGUUAGGGAGUGAUGAUGAUUUGUCCUUAAACUUGUGAAACAGAACCCAGAGUGGGAGUGGCUUGUCGGAUGAUUUUCUCGAUCAGGCUAUCAAAGAAGCACAGUAGAGAGAUCAUCAUCUUCUCUGGGAUCCGUCCAUGACAACGAACAGCGUACUGAUUCCAGUCUCAGUUCAGUAGCUUCAUCUGGUUGGGUGAUUAUUCUUUGAUUCUAUACUCCCUCUCUUGUGGUCUGUUGUGUUUUGUGAAAGGUCAGAGUGUAACAUAAGUCGGGGUCUUCAGAAAUUACCUUUCUUGCAAUGAUGGGAAAAGAGGGAGGAGGGCCUUUAGAUACUCAUUUCCUUUUUUUGUCUGAUACAUUGUAUUACGCAUGAAACGUAUAUGUAUAAUUAUAUAUAUGAUUUAGCAAUUCAGGUGGAUUUCGCUUCUUC